AUUCUGAACCAACGGUCACACCGGGCCUAAAAACAUAAACAAAUCGUUUUCUUAAUAUUUAUUUGAUUGAAAAUAAUUAAUUUUAUACCCCGGUCUGCAAUGCAGACUGCCGGAAAUAAUGCAAUCCUGGCCCUGAGGCGGUUCUUCUUGCUGGCGCGGCGCCACUGCUCGGUUUCGGCGCAAACCGCCUCGGCCGGCUCCCAAACAAACGCCACCCAACCGCCACCUCCUUCGAAAUCCGGCGAAGCUAAAAUGCGCGGAUGGCAGCUGCACAACUAUGGCGGCAUCGAAGAGCUACAGCUUUCGGACAAGCUAAGGAUACCCCAGAUACGUAGCUCCAAUGAGUGCCUGGUUCGGGUUCGAACGACGGCGGUGAAUCCGAUAGACCUGGCCAUGCUCCGGGGAUACGGAGCCGCGGUGCUGAACAAGAUGCGUUGUCAGCCCGGCGAUGGCAUCGAGUUCCCGCUCACACUGGGUCGUGAGUUCUGCGGCGAGUUGGUCCAGAAGGGCAUGGGUGUCCCAGCGGACACCCUGCCACUGGGAACUCGAGUCUGGGGAGUAGUGCCGGUGCAGGCCAGUGCUGGAGCGCAUGCGGAAUACGUGGCGGUGCCUUCUUACUGUCUCGCCCCUGCCCCCAAAGAACUGGAUGACAGUGAGGCAGCUAGCGUGUUGUACGCUGGAUUAACUGCCUGGUCGGGUCUCUACAUCACCGGUGGCCUGGGCGGACCGUGUGGCGCUGUUACAGCUGACGGAGGUGGUGCCCACAAGCGCGUCUUGGUUCUCGGUGGCUCGGGAGGCGUUGGCUCUCUGGCUAUUCAAAUGCUAAAGUCACAAAAGGUGCAAGUACUCGCCACUUGUAGCGAAAAUGCCACUGAAAUGGUGCGCAAUCUGGGUGCCGAUUUGGUAGUGGACUACAACAACAGCGAGGCCAUGGAGGAGCUCUGCAAAUAUGCACCCUACGACAUUGUCCUGGACUGUUCCGGCCAAGGAGGCGAGAAGGCAGCGGAAUCAAAGUUUGAUUUCCGGCAAUACAUCACCUUCUCAUCGCCUCUGCUAGCCAACAUCGAUAAGCAAGGGCUGGGCCUGGGAGCAUUGAAGAAUGUUUUUGACUUGGUCCAGACCAAUAUCAGGUCCGUGUCGCAACGCGGCGGCCUGGUUAAGUGGGGAUUCUUCAGUCCCGCUCCGCAGGGCAUACAGUUCCUUAAAAAGCUAGUGGAGCAACGAAAGCUGAUGCCGCAGAUCGAUAGCAGCUACGGCUUUGGGGAUCUACCGCAAGCCUUCGAGAAGAUGAAAGGCGGACACUUGCGGGGCAAGAUUGUGGUUAAGCUCUGAGAGGGCGAAAUAGGCUGACAUUAAGCUUUAGUUGCUGUUUUAUUAAACGCUGAUGUUUGUUAA
This is a messenger RNA of Drosophila kikkawai, 1395 nucleotides long. RefSeq names its product reticulon-4-interacting protein 1 homolog, mitochondrial. Lineage: Eukaryota; Metazoa; Arthropoda; Insecta; Diptera; Drosophilidae. Gene Ontology annotation, cellular component: mitochondrion. Gene Ontology annotation, molecular function: oxidoreductase activity. The record is from RefSeq and is a predicted model, not a curated record.